UUGGCACACCUCCUCCCCGAACUAACCACCUCCAUCACCCCAACAGGCGAACGCCUCGUGACACACCCUACCUACGAAGGAACAGGAAAGCUCGACGAUCUGGGCAUACUCUACCUCCGCGCCGCGGAUCGAUGUACCCGCGAACGCGCAUCCUUCAAAACCCGUCUCCUGCACGCAUCCCUCGAUUCCAUGAUCGAAGCACUGUAUGCAUCGAGCCAAGAGCAGCUCGACAAGGGGUUGGAAGAUGGGACUGUGCAUCUCCCUCCUAGUCUAGACGAGGGGUGUGCGUGCUGCGAUGGCCAGCCGUUUGCUGUGAUAUUGAGUGGGUUCCAUGAGGGGAAUGUGUUGUUUUUCUGGGAAGAUGAAUACAAGGCUUUCUGGGGGGAGGAGGAGAGCCGGGGGCACGGUAUGGUGGAGCAGGUUGAGCGUGCGAUGGCGCGGGAGGAGGCGAGUGUUAUUCCUAGUAUGCUUUAGAUGGUUCUGGAUGUGUUACUCCGUAGUGGAUUCAAAGUUUCCUAUGAGGGGGUUGGUCUUGGAAGUUGUCAUUCUUGUGAAACAUACUCCGGAGGCAUACUGCUAGUAAGUUUAGCAUUGAAGAAUGCCCCGCACUGAGGAUCCACUGUAAAUGAUAGUGGGAUCGCAACAGUCUGGAUCAGAAAGACAGAAGCCGAUCGGAGGUCGAUCAGGGCAAUUGGUGAG
Aspergillus novofumigatus IBT 16806 is the source of this 699-nucleotide messenger RNA. RefSeq lists its product as uncharacterized. The transcript has 2 exons. The annotation marks the transcript as partial. The record is from RefSeq and is a predicted model, not a curated record. Lineage: Eukaryota; Fungi; Ascomycota; Eurotiomycetes; Eurotiales; Aspergillaceae.